AUGCUCUCAUCACUUCUCCGGUUUCUACCUCAUCUUGGACGGCGAUGGAAACCAUUAAGUUUCCCCAACUUCAACUUCGUCCGAAUCCCCAACUGGCACAAAAUAGAAGAAGAGACUCUUCCCGAAUAUACCGCCUCACAGUAUUAUCGCACGCGAAUAGGAGAAGUUAUCAAGGAGCGGUAUCAAGUCAUUGGUAAACUGGGAUAUGGAUCAACUUCAACCGCGUGGCUUGCACGGGAUAUGGAAAACCGCCGUUAUGUUAUGCUCAAGAUAUUCAUUGAGGCUUCGUCUAUGGGUCAGCAAGUCGACAACGAGCUUAAUAUGUGCAGACUUAUGGAACAGUCCCCGAUCAUCCACCCCGGCCGCGAUGUCAUCAGAACAUUACUCGAUAAUUUUUACAUCGACGGCCCUCAAGACAAACAUCGCUGCCUUGUGCAUCCCCCAUUAUGGGAAAGCGUUCUAGCUUUCUUGCGCCGGAAUCCGGUUGAGAGGCUACCAUCUGCAGUCAUUGCUGUUGUUCUUCAUCGCUUAUUUCUAGCAUUGGACUUUCUGCACACGGAAUGCAAGAUCGCGCACACGGAUAUCAAAGCCGAUAAUAUCAUGUUCGGUAUCAAAGAUGACUCAGUCUUUACGGACAUCGAGGAGAACGAACUUCAACGACCCGUCCCGAGGAAAGAGGUUGACGAAAGGACGAUAUACAUGUCCCGGGAACUCAAAGUACCUAGAGGAAUUGGCGCCCCGGUUCUGUGCGAUUUUGGUUCAGCCUUGGUCGUCAAUGAUGAAUACCAGAGGGUAUUUAUUCAACCUCAGAUCUAUCGAGCCCCGGAGGUGAUACUGGGAGUUCCAUGGACGUACAGCGCUGAUAUUUGGAAUGUUGGAUGCAUGAUCUGGGAUCUAUACGAAGGCGGUUCCUUGUUCACGGGACAAGACCCUGUAGAUGAGAGAUACCGGAGUCGAGCGCAUCUUGCCGAGAUGAUUAAUCUUCUUGGACCGCCACCGGAGAGUUUGCUUGCACGGGGGGAACUGAGAGAUAAGUUCUUUUCGAGUGAAGGUGCUUUCCUCCAUCCGGAUUUAUUGACUGAUCGGGUCCCACUUGAAGAAAGAGAGACUACUCUGGAGGGAGAGGCAGAGAGGGCUGCGUUUUUGCGUUUUAUGCGGAAGAUGCUGCAGUGGGAGCCGAGUAGGCGGAAUUCUGCUAAGGAUUUGGCGGAGGAUGAAUGGAUACAUAGUCAUAUGAGGUACUAGACCAAUGCUACUUUUAUCAUACAAUGGGCAUCAUGUCCUAGUCAACAGACCCUUCUUUACUAAAUAGUACGUGAUAAUAGCACACAUGAAACACAUUCAUACAUCCUACAUCCAUACUCACCAUUAUUCCAGAAUCCACACCUUACUACACGUACUC
This is a messenger RNA of Aspergillus welwitschiae, 1402 nucleotides long. Its product is annotated as kinase domain protein. Bases 1 to 1245 code for a protein of 414 amino acids. The record is from RefSeq and is a predicted model, not a curated record. The transcript is spliced from 5 exons. Gene Ontology annotation, biological process: protein phosphorylation; spliceosomal complex assembly; regulation of mRNA processing. NCBI's taxonomy places the organism in Eukaryota, Fungi, Ascomycota, Eurotiomycetes, Eurotiales, Aspergillaceae. Gene Ontology annotation, molecular function: protein kinase activity; ATP binding.